AUGGCUGCCCGUGCUGGACAGAUGGAAGUUGUACGCUGUCUUCUGAGGAAUGGGGCCAUGGUGGACAAAAGAGCAAGAGAAGAUCAGACUCCACUUCACAUUGCAUCUCAUCUGGGAAAGACCAAGAUUGUCCAGCUCCUGCUACAACACAUAGCUCAUCCAGAUGCAGCAACCACUAAUGGUUACACCCCACUUCAUAUUGCUGCACGAGAGGGACAUCUGGACAUUACUUCAGUGUUGUUGGAGGCUGGUGCUUCUCACUCUUUAGCUACCAAGAAAGGGUUCACACCUUUACAUGUGGCAUCAAAAUAUGGUAGCCUGGAUGUGGCAAAACUGCUUCUACAGCGGCAGGCACCCCCUGACUUUUCUGGGAAGCAGAACGGUCUUACUGCUCUACAUGUUGCUGCUCACUAUGAUAACCAGAAGGUGGCGCUCCUGCUUUUGGACAAAGGGGCAUCUCCCCAUGCCACAGCCAAGAAUGGAUACACUCCCCUUCAUAUAGCAGCAAAAAAGAAUCAAUUGGAAAUAGCUACUACACUCCUGCAGUACGGAGCUGAGACCAACAUCCAGACCAAACAGGGUGUGAUGCCGCUCCAUCUGGCUUCCCAAGAGGGACACUGUGAGAUGGCAGCUCUGCUUCUGCAAAGAGGAGCUAAUGUCAAUGUAUCCACAAAGGUGAAUAACUACAAAUAUCAGACAAUAAUAAGCUAA
Molecule: messenger RNA, 711 nt
Organism: Carassius auratus (goldfish)
Lineage: Eukaryota; Metazoa; Chordata; Actinopteri; Cypriniformes; Cyprinidae
Product: ankyrin-2-like
Exons: 5
Coding region: 1-711 (236 amino acids)
Molecular function (GO): protein binding
Source: RefSeq, a predicted model, not a curated record